Messenger RNA from Ambispora gerdemannii, 753 nucleotides. The record is from the annotation of a GenBank genome assembly. Lineage: Eukaryota; Fungi; Glomeromycota; Glomeromycetes; Archaeosporales; Ambisporaceae.
AUGAGCCGUAAACUGAUUGAUCAGUCAAUUACUUUUUCUGCUAUUGCUGUGGAAGAAGAUCAACAAGGAAAUCAUCCAUGUGCAUUAGAUUUAUACUUGACUGCUCUCGAAAGUUUACUCUAUGCAAUGCCAAUUCAUUCUGAUGCGAAACGAAAGGAAGCUGUCAAACAAAAAUUACGAUCAUAUAUCGAUAAUGUCGGUCUAUCCGAUGACUUUAUUGCUCCACCGCAAAACACCACCUUAACCUAUUCAUUAUACUCAUCCAACAGUCCGACCGACUCGAUAUUCUCACCAACUAGCCCAACAUCUCAAGAUUACGAGAAACAUCCCCAAGCUCAACCAGGUCCCUCCAUCUCUGAAUACAUCAUCAACGGGGCGAUCAACUCUGCCGUUGCGCUAAAACAAUCGCCAAUUCCGGAUGCGAUAUCCGCCACGAUAAACUACACGAUGAAAAAAUUCAAGCAGAUCGAUGAUACUUAUGGGUUGCAGGAAAAGGCAUGGGAAAUUUCUCGAACUGGAAUGACUAUGGCGUUAGAGAUUGAUCAGCAAUAUAAUGUGCACGAAAAAGUUGGAAAUGCUAUUUUUACAGGUUUGGCUGCGGCUAUGAGAGCUGGAAUAGCGUAUAAGGAUUCACCAUCGUAUCGAGAGUUGAAAAGGGCUCGCUUAUCGAAAUUUCUAUCAUUUCAUAUAAACAAUAAGGAUAGUUCUUUUCAAGCUGUUGAAAUUUUGAUGAAAGCGCCAUUUGCAAUUUGA